UCCGGCAGGGGGCCCGGCGGCGGGCGGCGGUCCGGCAAGCGGCGGGGCCCGGGGCUGGGGGGGGGCGCCCAAGAUGGCGGCGGGCGGCGCGGAGGGCGGCUCGGGCCCCGGCGCCGCCAUGGGGGAUUGUGCGGAGAUCAAGUCGCAGUUCCGCACCCGCGAGGGCUUCUACAAGCUGCUCCCCGGCGACGGCACCGCUCGCAGGUCGGGUCCGGCUUCCGCCCAGACCCCGGCGCCGCCCCAGCCGCCGCAGCCCCCGCCCGGCCCUGCCUCUGCCUCCGGCCCCGGUGCUGCGGGCCCCGCGCCGUCCCCUCCGCCCGCAGGCCCAGGGCCGGGGCCCGCGCUGCCUGCGGUUCGCCUCAGCCUCGUGCGCCUCGGGGAGCCCGACGGCGCCGGGGCCGGGGAGCCGCCCGCCACGCCCGCCGGGCUGGGCGCUGGGGGAGACCGUGUCUGCUUCAACUUGGGCCGCGAGCUCUAUUUCUACCCGGGCUGCUGUCGCCGCGGGAGCCAACGGUCCAUCGACCUCAACAAGCCAAUUGACAAGCGGAUCUAUAAGGGCACCCAGCCCACCUGCCACGACUUCAACCAGUUCACUGCUGCCACAGAGACCAUCUCCCUGCUGGUGGGAUUCUCAGCCGGUCAAGUGCAGUACCUGGAUCUCAUCAAGAAGGACACCAGCAAACUAUUCAAUGAGGAGCGGCUCAUCGACAAGACCAAGGUGACAUAUCUGAAGUGGCUGCCUGAGUCAGAGAGCCUGUUCCUGGCGUCACAUGCCAGCGGCCACCUGUACCUGUACAACGUCAGCCACCCGUGCGCCUCCAGCCCGCCGCAGUACAGCCUGCUGAAGCAGGGCGAGGGCUUCGCCGUCUAUGCCGCCAAGAGCAAGGCGCCCCGCAACCCGCUGGCCAAGUGGGCGGUGGGCGAGGGGCCCCUCAACGAGUUCGCCUUCUCGCCUGACGGCCGGCACCUGGCCUGCGUCAGCCAGGACGGCUGCCUGCGCGUCUUCCACUUCGACUCCAUGCUGCUGCGGGGCCUCAUGAAGAGCUACUUUGGGGGCCUGCUCUGUGUGUGCUGGAGCCCCGACGGGCGCUACGUCGUGACGGGCGGCGAAGAUGACCUGGUCACCGUGUGGUCCUUCACCGAGGGCCGCGUGGUGGCCCGAGGCCACGGCCACAAGUCCUGGGUCAACGCCGUGGCCUUCGACCCGUACACCACGAGGGCGGAGGAGGCGGCGGCUGCCGGGGGCGACGGGGAGCGGAGUGGCGAGGAGGAGGAGGAGCCGGAGGCCUCGGGCACAGGCGCGGGUGGAGGAGCCCCCCUCUCCCCGCUGCCUAAGGCCGGCUCCAUCACCUACCGCUUCGGCUCAGCCGGCCAGGACACGCAGUUCUGCCUGUGGGACCUCACCGAAGACGUGCUCUACCCGCACCCACCCCUGGCCCGCACCCGCACCCUCCCCGGCACACCUGGCACCACCCCGCCUGCCCCUGGCAGCUCGCGGGGCGGUGAGCCGGGCCCCGGGCCCCUGCCCCGCUCGCUGUCCCGCUCCAACAGCCUCCCCCACCCAGCGGGCAGCGGCAAGGCAGGCGGCCCGGGCGCGGCGGCGGAGCCGGGCACGCCCUUCAGCAUCGGCCGCUUUGCCACGCUCACGCUGCAGGAGCGGCGGGACCGGGGGGCCGAGAAGGAGCACAAGCGCUACCACAGUCUGGGCAACAUCAGCCGGGGGGGCGGUGCGGGCGGGGGCGGCGGGGACAAGCCCAGCGGCCCCGCCCCCCGAAGCCGGCUGGACCCCGCCAAGGUGCUGGGCACCGCGCUGUGCCCGCGCAUCCACGAGGUGCCGCUGCUCGAGCCGCUGGUGUGCAAGAAGAUUGCCCAGGAGCGGCUCACGGUCCUCCUCUUCCUGGAGGACUGCAUCAUCACCGCCUGCCAGGAGGGCCUCAUCUGCACCUGGGCCCGGCCGGGCAAGGCGUUCACAGACGAGGAGACCGAGGCCCAGACAGGGGAAGGAAGUUGGCCCAGGUCACCCAGCAAGUCAGUGGUAGAGCGUCUGUGUUCCCUUCCGCGGAGGUGUGGAGGAAGUGUGUGUGUGCUUUCGAUGCAGUCCUAGCAUCCAUCCGCUUUAUCCAGAGGAAGAGCUAGGCCCUGCCUCCCCCGACCCCCUUUUGGUGGCAGGAAAAACUGAAAACCCGAGGAAGGACGUGCAUGGGGGGCACAGCUGGUGGACCUGCCGCCGGCCCGCCCCAGGCAGGGGCCCUUCGGACAGAGGAGGGCGCCCCUCGCCCCACCCCAAACUCUCGGAGGGAAGAGAGCCACCAGGACCCCCUCUUCAGAAUCUUCAGUGGGAGUCUUAAAAGUUGUUUCAAAGUGUCCAGAUAUUACAGGGGCCCCUCAGGCACCCUCUGGAGGGGCCCGGAGUGAGCUGUCACAAGCACAAGGCUUGGCCUUCUGCUGCCUCAGUCAGGCCUGGCUGCGCGGGGCCCAGGCACCCAGGGCCAACUGCAGACCAUGGUUUCCUCUGGGAGAACUGUGCACCCUGGAAAGAACAGCGACAAUCCCUCGUGGCUGGCUCUCCGGAGCCACAGGGAGUGGUGUCUUCCCGCUCCACCCUCCACCCCCCGAAAUGUUUCUGUUUCUAAUCCUAGCCUGGGCAGGAAUGUGGCUGUGCGGCCAGGGUCCAAGGAGCUAUUUUGGGGGCUCCUUUGCCUCCCCCAGCCUUUGGCCAGUGGGUCACCCCUGGUCCUGGCUCCUGAGGGCCUCCCUUCCCGAUUCUCUCACCACCCCUUCCCCACCUCCUGCCAAAAAAAAGUCAGUGUAAAGCAGAGGGCCUGAGGGCUAAAUUUAAACCAUCCCAAAGUCUGAAUCCUUGGCUGAGUCACCCGCAAAGCUGCCCUGGCCUCCCGCCCCCCUUCCCAGGCCUCACCCCUUUUUCUCCCCUCCCAACUGCAGAGCUUGGGAGGGGUGUUACCCGAUCACUCUGGACCUCAAUUGGUCCCCUCUGGGGAAUGGGAGGGCUCGUCUUUGGCAUCUGUCACACCGGUAGCGUCCCUCUGUGCUCUGCCUUUUUUGUGGGGGGGGGGGGUGUUGAGGGUUGAGAUUCUCCACCACCCCUCAUCUCACACUGAAGUGUUCUCAGGGGCCCGGGAAGGAGGGA
Molecule: messenger RNA, 3148 nt
Organism: Hippopotamus amphibius kiboko
Lineage: Eukaryota; Metazoa; Chordata; Mammalia; Artiodactyla; Hippopotamidae
Gene: DMWD
Product: DM1 locus, WD repeat containing
Exons: 5
Coding region: 74-2104 (676 amino acids)
Molecular function (GO): protein binding
Source: RefSeq, a predicted model, not a curated record